This is a messenger RNA of Notodromas monacha, 2385 nucleotides long. The record is from the annotation of a GenBank genome assembly. Lineage: Eukaryota; Metazoa; Arthropoda; Ostracoda; Podocopida; Cyprididae.
UUAGUCGCCGGAAUUUUCAUGACAGGGUCCGGACUCGUGGCAUCGUCAUUAGUUGCUAAUUUGUUGGCAUAUUUUGCGACGUACAGUCUUCUCGUCGGUGGUGGAUGUGGGGUUUUGUAUCACGCGACGAGACUCAAACUGCGGCACACAUUCUUCCUUAAGCGACGAGUCGCGAAUUGCAUCUUCCAGAGCUGCAGCGUUCUCGGCAAAGCUGCUCUCCCGGCAGGUGUCGCUCUUCUCGCCGAACAAUUCGCCUUCAAAGACGUCUUGCGCAUCGUCGCCGGAAUAACCUUCACCACUGUAAUCUUGGGCAUAGUGUCUACGUCGGACGUUGUCAAGAGCAAACGCUUGCUUCGCAUGCAAAUGCGCCCGAGAAUCGCCCGGGGCCAAAAUGACGAGCCCAUCAGCAGAGCUGUUACAACGGGUGCGGGCAAACGGUGUUGGGCGGAUUGUGAAGCGGCGCUGGUGUUGGUUUGUGUCGCCGACGGGUUGCUCGUGGCGGCGAUGGGGAACCUCUUGUGGGCCCUGCCGAUUUACGCGGAUGAGCGGGGUUGGGGCGCGAGGGUCGGAGCUGUGCUGCUGGUUGCCCUGCAUGCCGCGGAGUUGGUGGGGCGACCUCUGGUGACGCUGCUGCUUGAUCUCAAGUGCUGGGACAGCAGGUUCAUGUACGGAGUUUUAUUCGUCGUGGCGGCUGGACUGAACACAGGUAUAGCUCUGAAUCCUUCUUUCGAGGCCACCAUCGCCAUUUGUGCGCUUCUUGGAUUGACAAAAUCCGGAUUGACGCAAUUCAUCAACGGAAUUCUGGCCCAGCGAUACUUGGAUGACAAAGUGACUUUCAGAAAAUACCUCAAGGCAUUUUUUCGAUCCAUAUUUUUCUGCUGUGCAACGGUAAUUGAUCUAAAAGGACAAACGACGAUGACCGAGAAUGUCGCGAAUGAUGUUCAGUGCAAGGUUGACGAGAAGACUGAAGACAAAACAAAUGAUCAAGAAACGGAUACGGGUUUGAAAAGUGGGAAAGGUGGUGGUGGUGAUGUGGAAACACAAAGCAUCGCAGGAUCGAUAAGUAGUGUAAAAAGUCAGCAAACAGACAAAGAAAUUGAGGAAACCAAGAAAAAGUCAACGCCAAAAACGAGUUCCGCAGAGUGGACAGUGCUCAUCUGUUGCUGCGCACAAGUUUUCCUGACCAACUUCAGUCCAAGUUUCGCAGUCAUUUUCGGCGAACCCCUGGGCCAACAAGGAGCAAAACCCGGACUCUCGUCAAGCAUUUACAAUUCAGCACGAGCCCUUUACUUCGUCUCCGGUUGCUUGGCAGGCCCGUUGCUGGGUUCGUUUGGGUACAGAGUGAUGAUCAUCGGCCUGAUUUGCGGCGCCAUGGGCCUGGUCCUGUCUUCCUUUGUCUCCAACCCUUAUUUGUACUUCCUGACACACGGCGUCCUGAUUAGCAUGGGAUUUGGAUUAGCGAAUUUCGUAUCGUUUCUGAAUCUCCAAGCCUCUUUCAAGCGUCGGGGUUACGGGACGGGGUUCUACAUGGCGUCGAAGGCUGGCAGCGUCAUCGUCAUGACACAAUUGUCCGAAUACCUGUCUCGUCGAUAUGGUUACAAAUGGAUGAUGAGAAUGCUUGGCGCCAUCUCGUUGCAUUCCAUCGUUUUGGCUAUGAUACAAACGCAGUUCCCACGUCUGAGAUCUUCACCUUCCACCCCUGACACCAGAGUAUCAAAGACUGGCGUGUUGCAGAAGUUCAAGACGUCGAUGGAUUUCACCGUUUUUCGGGAGCCAGCUUUUGUGGUGCUAACAACCAUGGACUGUUUGCUUGGUUUGGCUGUCGAUAACAUGUUCUGGGCUUUGCCGUUUUAUGCCGUGGAGCGCGGGUUCUAUGAUGGUGCAGGCGCCAUGCUGGUAUCCGUGGUGGCGAUGGUGGAGCUCGGAGGGCGGUUCGUGGUUCCGCCACUGAUGGACGUGGGCACCAUGAACUACCAGCACGUUUUCACGGGAUUAUUGACUGCUGCUGCCGUAGUGUCAGUUGGAGUGGCAUUGGGACCCGGAUUGAGUGCGACAGUCAUUUUGUGCGGAUUAUACGGGUUCUCUCUUUCUGGUACCGUCGGGAUGACGAACGUGCUGCUAAUUAAGCACCUGAGCGUGGACCGAUUUCCUUCGUCCCUGUCUGCCAAGGUUGUCUUCAAGUUCGCUGCCUUCGCCUUCGGGCCUACUUUAGGAGCAAUUGCAGAAUUUUCUGGCACAUACUCGUCCUGCAUGUUCGCCUUUGCAGCUUUGUUCAGCGUCAACGCUGUUCUAUCAGCUUUGCUUCCAUUCAUCGUCGCCAUUUACUCCAAAGCAAUGCGACACCGAAGAUCGUCGAAUCUGGAUGUCAACAACAUCAACCCUUGA